Molecule: messenger RNA, 746 nt
Organism: Oppiella nova
Lineage: Eukaryota; Metazoa; Arthropoda; Arachnida; Sarcoptiformes; Oppiidae
Source: the annotation of a GenBank genome assembly
AAGGCUACGGACUGACGGAAACUACAGCCUCGGCUACACUCAUGGAUUGGGACGACCUAUCAGUGGGCAGUGCGGGCCCACCACUAGAGGGCGUUCAGCUUAAGCUCAUUGAUUGGCCGGAAGGCAACUAUUGGGCGGUGGAUAAGCCUAACCCUCGCGGGGAGAUUGUGUUGGGAGGGCCGGCCAUUACGGACGGGUAUUAUAGGAAUGCGGAACUCGGACGAGACGUUUUUGGCGUCGAAAAUGAGGUCAAAUGGUUCCGUACGGGAGAUAUCGGGGAGAUUUUAGAGGACGGCUCUGUGCGUAUCAUUGAUAGGAAAAAGGAUCUGGUUAAACUACAGUUCGGUGAAUACGUGUCUCUGGGAAAGGUCGAGGCGGCGCUCAAGUCGUGUCUAUUGGUGGACAACAUUUGUUGCUACGGGAACUCCUACCACACGUAUCUAAUCGCGUUAAUCGUGCCCAACCUCAAACAACUACAAACAGUGGCCGAAAAACUCGGCAAAUCAUCUCAACUACAGCUACCGGAGCUGUGCGACGACCGGGAAGUUGUCGCCGCAGUCGGUGCUGCUAUCCAGGAGUUCGGUCGCGAGUCGGCGCUUAUGAGAGUGGAGGUGCCGACGAAAGUGGUGUUGUGUCGCGAGGAAUGGCUACCGGACUCGGGUCUGGUGACCGCGGCCCUCAAACUCCGCCGUAAAAUGAUUGAAGACUUUUAUCGUGCAGAUAUCGAUCGGCUAUACGCCGAGUGA